Melopsittacus undulatus (budgerigar) is the source of this 1569-nucleotide messenger RNA. RefSeq names its product fucosyltransferase 9 (gene FUT9). The record is from RefSeq and is a predicted model, not a curated record. NCBI's taxonomy places the organism in Eukaryota, Metazoa, Chordata, Aves, Psittaciformes, Psittaculidae. Gene Ontology annotation, molecular function: alpha-(1->3)-fucosyltransferase activity. Gene Ontology annotation, cellular component: membrane.
AUGGACUGGGCUGGAGGGCUGCAGGAGCGAGCGCCAGCGCUCUCCAGCUGCUCCCCUCCGCGCGCGUCUCCGCGCCCCCACCUCCCCCUCCCCGCUCCGCCGCUGCGCGUGCCCGCGCCCGGGGCUGACUCUCCUCGCAUCCUCCUCCGGCGGCGACGGCGGCAGCGCCGGGGAUGGGCAGCGAGAGCGCGCCCAGGAGCAGCCCGGGCCCCGCCGCUCCCCCCUGCUCCCGCGCCCGCUGCUGCUCUUGCCCCGCCGCCCCCCGCGCCCCGGGGGCAGCGCCGCCGCCGCGCUACCCGCAGCCCCCGCCUCGGACGGAGAUUUACGCCUUCUGCAGGCUCUCACGUAAAGCUGCUAUAUUCUGGGAUAUAUCACAGAUGGAGGACAGUGGGUCUGGCAUGUCAGAAAUUGAUGGGGGAGGGGAUCAACAAGAAGGGAAUUUGUGAUUCUGUGGUAGAAGGAAAACCACAGAAGAGGACGGAACAAAUUAUGACAUCGACAUCUAAAGGAAUUUUCCGGCCAUUUUUUAUUAUCUUCAUUGUCCUUGGUUGUUUCAUGGCAUUGAUACUAAUUUAUAUCAAACCAACAAAUAGCUGGAUCUCUGGUCCCAUAGAAUCAGCCAGUUCAGUUUUGAAAAUGAAGAGUUUUUUUUCUUCCAAAACUGAUAAUCUUAAUGAAACUACUAUUUUGAUCUGGGUUUGGCCAUUUGGUCAAACAUUUGAUCUAACAUCCUGCCAAACAAUGUUCAAUAUCCACGGGUGCCAUCUGACUAUUGACCGCUCAUUAUAUAACAAAUCCCAUGCUGUUCUCAUUCAUCACAGGGAUAUUAGCUGGGAUCUGACUAACUUACCUCAGCAAGCCAGGCCACCAUUCCAGAAGUGGAUUUGGAUGAACUUGGAGUCUCCAACUCAUACUCCACAAAAGAGUGGCAUUGAACACCUGUUUAACCUGACCCUGACUUACCGGCGUGAUUCGGAUAUUCAGGUGCCUUAUGGCUUCAUGAUGGUCGGUACAAGCUCCUUUACAUUUGAAGUGCCAAGUAAGGAAAACUUGGUCUGCUGGGUUGUAAGUAACUGGAACCCUGAGCACGCUCGAGUCAAGUAUUACAAUGAGCUUAGCAAAUACAUUGAAAUCCAUACCUAUGGACAAGCCUUCGGAGACUACGUCAAUGACAAAAACUUGAUUCCAACUAUUUCCACUUGCAAAUUUUACCUUUCCUUUGAAAAUUCAAUCCACAAAGAUUACAUUACUGAGAAACUUUACAAUGCUCUUCUGGCUGGAUCAGUACCAGUUGUACUAGGCCCUUCCAGAGAAAAUUACGAGAAUUACAUUCCAGCAGACUCUUUCAUACAUGUGGAAGAUUUUCUCUCUCCCAGAGAGCUGGCAGAAUAUCUUCUGAUGCUUGACAAAAAUAACAAGAUGUACCUUAGUUAUUUCAACUGGAAAAAGGAUUUCUCAGUGCACCUUCCUAGGUUCUGGGAAUCACACGCAUGUCUUGCUUGUGAUCAUGUGAAAAGACACCAGGAAUACAAGUCCAUUGGAAAUUUAGAAAAAUGGUUUUGGAAUUAA